Messenger RNA from Acanthamoeba castellanii str. Neff, 2142 nucleotides. RefSeq names its product ATPase, AAA domain containing protein. The record is from RefSeq and is a predicted model, not a curated record. Bases 1 to 2142 code for a protein of 713 amino acids. The transcript has 10 exons. Gene Ontology annotation, molecular function: ATP binding; ATP hydrolysis activity. NCBI's taxonomy places the organism in Eukaryota, Discosea, Longamoebia, Acanthamoebidae.
AUGGGCAAUCACCCCACCAAGCUGCAACAUGAUGGGGUUACCACCGCCUACGCGGGAGACUCCAACAACUACGAAGAUGAGGACUGGGACGGGAGCGAAGGUGAACUGGCGGAGGAGGCCCGCGGACCGGUCUACACACCGUCGGGAAAGGAGCGGGCCGAGAUCGACCAGAGCACCCUGGACGAGGCGGAUGACGACGAUGAUGUAGAUGAAGAAGAUGAGGACACGGAGCUCGAAGGCGAGCUGGACUUUCGGUCGAGCCUGGUCGAUGUGGGCCGCGAGGAGACCAACCUCGACCCCGCCGCGCAGGACAAGAAGGACAAGAAGUCCAACAGCGUCAAGAACACCGUCCACAAGGGCAGGUACUUCGAGGUCGAGAGCAUGGACAUCAUGGACCCCACCACCGGCAAGCGCGUAGAGACUGUUAGCAAGGUGAUUAUCAAGGACGCGACGCUGGAGGGGACGCUGCAGUCGUUCGACGUCACGCUGACCUACGACGCCGAAUCGUCCAAGCUGGCGGCCAUCUUCCCCUGGUUGAAGAAGCCUCCCUUCUGCCCUCUUGAAGCUCUGAUGAUGCGAUUGCCGAUCCUGAGGAAUUCGACGUAUGGCGGGGCCCAGAUGGAGGAGCUGGUCAAGUUCCUGGAGAAGGAGCGGCCUCGCAUGGUGCGCAAGAUUGAGGCCCACCUCAAGAAGGGCCUCAUCUCCUACAGCGGCCUCUGGUACCUCUUCUCCAAGGGCAACCGCUUCUAUGUCGACAUCGGCAAGGGCAUCCUCGUAGGCAGCUCGGCCGAGUAUACGCGGUAUAUGCCGGCGGUGGGGCUGUGCGCGCCGAACUUCUACGUGCAGGGACCGAUCAUCAAGUCGGACGGGGUCAAGUUCUUCCGCCAGAACCGGGCGUUCGACAUUCCGGUGUUCAAGGGCCUCAUGCCCAUAUCCGGCCUCGACGUGCAGCCGAUGACCAAGCAGGUCCUCCGCAUCCUGAACAAGCGCGGCCGCGUGUUCCAGAAGGUGGCCCUGAAGCACCACUACAUGCAAUACGAAAAGUUCAUGCUCAAGCGCGGCGCCUUCUCCGAUACCUGGAUCAAGGCCGACGGUAGGGUGAUGGUGGACAUCAGCACCUUCAACCGCAUGAACCCCGAGUACACCGAGUUUGGCAGCUCGGCCCACGACACCUCCACCCAGCAGCAGCUACAGCAGCUCAUGGCCGCCCAACAGAGGUUCACGGGCGAUUACACGCAGACGACGCUGCCGGUGGCGGGCCAGAAGAGGAUCAGCAAGGCGAUGCGGUACCAGACGUGGCCCUACGUGGCCGGGUUCUCGUUCACGGCCAAGCGGUGGGGCGAGCUGCUGGUGGAGAGCCUGAGCGACAUCCAGUUCGACGACAAGGCCUACGACCGCCUGGUGCUGCCGGAGGACAAGAAGGCCCUGGUCAAGGCCCUCGUCGAGGACAACAAGCGCGUCCAGGAGGGUCGCGCUGGCGUCAGCUUUUCCGACGUCAUCAGCGGCAAGGGCGGCGGUGUGAUCUUCCUGUUGCACGGGUCGCCGGGCGUGGGCAAGACUCUCACGGCCGAGGCCAUCGCGGAGUACCUGCACUACCCGCUCUACAGCGUGUCAGUGGGCGAGCUGGGCGUGACCGCCGACCACCUGGAGAGCAAGCUCAACGAUAUCCUCGAGCUGGCCGGCACCUGGAAUGCCGUCGUCCUCAUCGACGAAGCCGACAUUUUCCUGGAGAGGAGGUCGGACAUCGACGUGCUGCGUAACGCGAUGGUGGGCGUGUUCCUGCGGAAGCUGGAGUACCACCAGGGCGUGCUCUUCCUCACCACCAACCGAGUCAAGGCCUUCGAUCCGGCCUUCAACAGCCGAAUCAACGUCGCCAUCCGCUACCACGACCUAACCAAGGAAGCCCGUGGCCAGGUUUGGCGCAACCUGUUGGGCCACAUGGGUGACGACGAGUCCAGCGACCUCGAUUUUGAUCAGCUCGCCGAUAUCGAGAUCAACGGCCGUGAGAUCAGGACCGUCAUCCGAUUGGCUUUGGCGCUGGCUCGUUGCGAAGGCGUGGCGCUCAACGCCGAGCACAUCAAGCGAACCGUCGCCAUCUCGCAGCAGUUCGGCAAGGAUCUCAACUCUGUCGAGGACUGGUAA